Anopheles coluzzii is the source of this 2951-nucleotide messenger RNA. RefSeq lists its product as uncharacterized. NCBI's taxonomy places the organism in Eukaryota, Metazoa, Arthropoda, Insecta, Diptera, Culicidae. The record is from RefSeq and is a predicted model, not a curated record. The transcript is spliced from 3 exons. The coding region runs from base 424 to 1494 and encodes 356 amino acids.
AAACGAGGCGCAGCUGGAAGCACCUGCUGCUGUAACUUUGCUUCACACGAAACACGCACCCCGUACGGCGAGUAGUCAAUGGGGAGAGAGGGGAGGAGGUGAUAGUAGUCAGUAGCUUUUUUGCCUCCCCCCACGGCCCCCAAAAAUUCACCCCCCGAGAGAGAGAGAAAGAGAAAUGGUUGUCCGUGUCGAAAAGCCGGCGUGUAAGAAGAUAGUGCUGUUCAAUCUAAUCUCCAGCAACCGAGGGAGCGUUAAACAUGGAAGAAAAAGGUAUAAAAUUGCCCUGUCUCGUUGGCGGAGGGUGUCAUUUUUGGCUGUGCAGCUGGAAAGGUCGUGCCAAGGCCUACUUUUAAUGGAAGCGCAUUGAACCGAGCUGUAGUGAGCCCCUACCUGUGCAGCGUUUAGCGCCCCCUCGCGAAAAGCAUGUUUCGUUUGGUUGUGGUGAUCCUGUUCGGAUCUACGUGUGCAAUUAGCUGUACGAAAACGGUCCCACUAGAUUUCUGCUCGGAGUAUGAAGUGCUACACACGAAUCCACCCUGCUGCGAGUCAACCUGCGACUACGAAUGCUGCCGCACCCUGUGUCCGCAGAUGCUCGUGUACGAACCGACCUGUGUGUGCAUAGAAGGAUAUGUUCGAUACAACGGGGAGUGUAUCCCAAAGACGGAGUGUCCGUCUCAAUCAUCAACUGUACCGCCGUGCGUAACGCCGACGAUGCCACCACCAUGCAAAACGACCAAAGCAACAGCAGCGCCGUGUGUUACUACCACUCCAAAACCAUCACCACCACCACCACCACGCUGCAAUACGACGACUCCGGUGCGUUGUACAGAGCCUACUAAACCUCCGUGCUAUGCUACUACCAAACCGCCAUGCCCAAAUCCUCCCAUGCUACCGUACGUACUGACGACUCCCAAGCAGUACGGCUACACGCCUCCAUCCCGCCCAUCCAAUCCGCCCUCGGGCACAUAUGCUCCCCCUCCGUAUCAAGAGUUUCCUCCUCCCUAUCACUACCAAACCGUUCCACUGUACCGGCCGAAUCCUCCGUGCAGGACGACCGCCCCUGCUACGAAACCUCCCUGCACAACACCCCCCACCACCCAGCCACCGUGCACAACGACGCCGAAACCCUGUCCAACGACCACAAAAGCACCACCCUGUCCUACAACGACCACACCACCACCCUGUCCGACGACGACGACGCCUCCAACACCUUGUCCUACAACUGCCGCACCCUGUACGAAACCGCCAGUGUCCUGUGCAGCCUGCGAGGAGCUCGUGUUUAUGCAGCCCUGCUGCGAACCGACGUGCGAUUACGACUGUGCCGAUAAUAGCGCCUGUCCACUGCUGCUGGUCGAGCAUCCGACGUGUGCAUGCCGGCCAGGAACGGUGCGCUACCAAGGCCACUGUAUAGAACCUUCCGCGUGUCCGAAAAGUACGUCCCGCUAUCGGCUGUACGUACCGCUGGCGGCGCAUUGUCUAAAGUGUGGCAAAUGAACGAGUGAGUGGGGGGAGUGAUGCUAGAGUGAUUGUUCAAAGUACACUGAUUAGUCGUAUAAGGCGCUAUAAGUUUGUUUCUGUAUGUGAAGGUUAUGUUUAUUUUUGAUAAAUAAAAAAUGAAAACGAUUUUUAUACACUAUUUCGCUGUGAGAGAAAAUUCUUGUUCUUUUUAGGGACCUUUGACUUAUUCAAAAAUACAUGGAAGCUUAGUGUACACAUGUGAGGCUCAUUUUAAGCACAAUUUGGAAGAGCGAGAGUGUUAUAAGCAGAUAUUCUUUGAUGGGAUAGGAUUCGAUGUCCAAAGUAGUAGGAGUUGGCAAGUCUAUAACCAUCGGAUCAUCCGGCCUACCGAUCCAAUUCAGCAUCUCGUCCUUAAUGGCAGACGCCUCCACGUCAUCAUGCCAACUUAUCUAGGGCCUACCAUGCCCCUUCCAAAAUCCUUCCAAACGACCUAAAAGAACAUCACGAACUUUGUUGUUCGGUUCCAUUUAUAUAACAUGACCAGCAUAACAUAACAUGAUCACCGGAGCCUGAUGAGCUUGACACGAGCAUCUUCCUCUUGAAUAAGACUGAGAGGAUUUCGUCAGAUUGGGAUAGUGUUCUUGAAGUUCUCAGACGUGUAUGUGAGCAGUGGCACUGUGAACGUGCCACCGUUGUGACAUGUUCUUUGAGGUAAACUGCUGCCCGAGACCAUAGAAUGAUCCGUUGGCAGCUUGCAUCAUUGCACCGCAACUCAGUUUCCAUGCUAUUGUCGGUGCUGACCUUUGACCCAAAAUAGGUGAAAUCUUCCAAAGUGUGUAACGACCUAUCCGUCAGCUCUACGUAGGUAUGCGUUUGUUUAUAGGGCCACUGGUAGUCCCUCCAAAUUCAAGCAUGCCCGUGAUGAGCUCAACCUUCGUAUGGACUGAACCUCCCAUCCCUGCUUUCGGUAUCCAAACUAGCCCAUUAAACUAGGCUGGGCUAGUACAACUACACUUGUUGUGCUAUAUAAGAUGAAUAAUGUAAUGUAAGAUGAAUAAUAAUAAUGAAUAAUGAAUGUGUCCAAAACGAGGACCUAUAACUUGAUGUACUUCGAUGCCUGUAUAUCAGUUCCAAAAAACACACCUAAGCUACUAAUAACUUCAGCUCACUCUCUGUUUUACCUACUAGAACGACACAUGACCACAUGACCAAUGCAAUUUUCAAGAGAAUAGAUUACCAAGAAUGAACGAAAUCGAAGUACACCAUGACUUAAUGUUCGAUGCGCAGUCGCAUGCUCAGCUCACGCGUAGUGUUACGUCUCCAUCGAUUCAAUGUUUGAACUAAAACACUACAGAACUAGGGCACUGUGGCGUUGCUUUUGUGCCACAUUACGGUAGAACAUUCUUACCGGUGAAAAUCAGCACAGCCGUGCACAUGUUCCACUUGUUAAUGGCGCUUAUCCACCUGCCGGCUGUGCUGUGGCACGUACCCGU